This is a messenger RNA of Neltuma alba, 4116 nucleotides long. Its product is annotated as SWI/SNF complex subunit SWI3D. Lineage: Eukaryota; Viridiplantae; Streptophyta; Magnoliopsida; Fabales; Fabaceae. Bases 183 to 3329 code for a protein of 1048 amino acids. The transcript has 8 exons. Gene Ontology annotation, molecular function: zinc ion binding; protein binding. The record is from RefSeq and is a predicted model, not a curated record.
GAGCGCCACACGGGAUUAAAUCGGCUGUUACCAGGGAAAGCCUGAAAAGAUGAAAGCCUGAAAGCACUGAGAGUGGAAGAAGCUCUGGAAGUAGCAAUCCACGAUAUGACGACGACGUACGUCUUUGAAGACCAAGCACAGUCACACUGAAUCAUAUCCCCCUUUCUCAGAGGAGCGUCGCGAUGGAGGAGAAACACCGCGAAGCUGCCGUUCAACCGUCGUCCAACGUCGAUUCGCCGGCAUCCGAGUCGACUUCCUCCCGCCGCCGCUCCGGAGGGUUAAAAAGAAAGGUUAAUACUCUCGGCUCCUCGAAUUCCACGCCCACGCCCUCGAAACGUGUAACUCGCGAGAAGGCUUUGCCUGCUCAUACUCCUCCCUUACACAAUGGCCCCUUGACCCGGGCUCGUCAAAUCCCGAGCAACCAGGCCACCCCCUCCUCUUCAGCCUUGGUAGCUGGUGGCGGCGGCUCUGCUGCUGGCGCUGCGAAGCACUCACAGCAUGCGGUGACGUCUGAGGCUUUGGGUAGAGACUCAGGCGCGCAUGCGGAGGAUAUUAAGAAGGAGCGUGAGUGGGAGGCUCUGGAAGCUGCGAUCGAAACUGAAUUCGAAGCUAUCAGAUCUCGUGGUGCCAAUGCUCAUGUAGUUCCGAGUCAUUGUGGUUGGUUUUCGUGGACGGAUAUCCAUUCAAUAGAGAAGAAUGCAUUACCUUCUUUCUUUAAUGGGAAAACUGAAAAUCGGACUCCUGAUAUUUAUAUGGAGAUACGGAACUGGAUUAUGAAGAAGUUUCAUGCAAACCCAAAUGCUCAUAUUGAGCUGAAAGACUUGUCUGAGCUUAAUGUUGGAGAUUUGGAUGCCAGGCAAGAGGUAAUGGAGUUUCUGGACCAUUGGGGUUUAAUUAAUUUCCAUCCAUUUCCAUCUACGGACAAUGCUGUUGUCGGCACUGAUGAUGAUGGGCAAGCAGAAAAGCAGUCCUUGGUUGAAAAAUUGUAUCACUUCGAAACUGUGCAAUUAUGUCCGCGUGUUGUUCCAAAGACCAACCAAAUGACUCAAGAUAUGCCAUCUGGCUUGUUUCCUGAAUCAACAUUUGCUGAAGAGUUGGUGAAACAGGAGGGGCCAGCAGUUGAGUACCACUGCAACUCCUGUUCAGCUGAUUGUUCGCGCAAACGCUACCAUUGCCAGAAGCAGGCAGAUUUUGAUCUAUGUACUGAUUGCUUUAGUAAUGGAAAGUUUGGCUCUGGUAUGUCUUCAACGGAUUUUAUACUUAUGGAACCAGCUGAAGUCCAAGGGGUUAGUGGUGGAAAGUGGACUGAUCAGGAGACCCUCUUGCUUCUUGAAGCAUUAGAACUCUAUAAAGAAAAUUGGAAUGAAAUUGCUGAGCAUGUUGCAACGAAAACAAAAGCUCAAUGUAUAUUACACUUUGUUCAAAUGCCAAUUGAAGAAGCUUUUGUUGAUAGUGAUGUUGUUGCUGCCAAUUGUAAAGAAACUGCUGAUCCAGCUGCAGCUAAAAAUGAUUCAUCUAUUGUCAAAGAUGCAUCAGAAACUCUUGAACGUAAGACCAGUAAUGGUGAUGGACAAGUCCUGACCCCAUGCGAUGAAACUUUAAAGGCUGAAGAUGCUAAUAAAGUAAAAGUUGAUCAAGAGACCCUAAUGCCAGAAAAUGGCAGCAAUGAGAAAAUUAGUGAGGGAAAUGGCAAACCAGAAAAUGCUGCUGAAGUGAAACUUGGACAGGAAGCUAGUGACGGCUUUGUUCUAAAGGCUCUUGGGGAAGCAUUUGAAGCUAUCGGUUAUUCUCCUGGACCUGAAGGGCCCUUGUCAUUUGCGGAAGUGGGCAAUCCUGUGAUGGCAUUGGGAGGUUUCCUGGCACGCUUGGUGGGUUCUGAUAUGGCUGUUGCUUCAGCUCAUAGCUCCUUAAAAUCCAUAUCUUCUAAUUCUCCCAGCAUUGAGCUUGCAGCAAGACAUUGCUUUCUUCUGGAAAAUCCACCUGAUGAUAAUAAGAAGGGACCAUCUAGAUUAGAAAGGGAUUCUAAAAUGGAUGCGGGUCAAGAUGAAAGUGAAAAACAGGAUAAAUCUAUAUUACCUGCUAAAGACAUAUCAAAUGAUCACAAUGAAAGGAAAAUUGCAAAUGAUGCUUUAGAAGAUAAAAGACAGUUGAACUCUCCCAAUGGUGGAGCCUCAGAGGAACCUGGUCCUUUAAAGGAGCAAGCAAUAGCUAAUCAUGAGGAAAUUGUGCCUGAUAAUUGUAAAAAUCCAGCCAAUUCAAAGUUGUCUGGUGAUUGUACUAUCCAGCAUUCAGAUGGUUCGACAUCCAAGGCUGAAGGAACUUCAAUUAAAGAGCUUUGUCAGCCUGCAGAGAAAACAAAGGAUGACUCUGUUGUUUCUGAUUCUCUUCGCUCUGAAAAGAAUGAUCUUCAGCAGUCAACUGCGGCCAAGAAAGCAGGAGAAAAGCCCAAGUCUGUACAGGCGCCAACAGACACGGAGGUCGUGUCUGAUUCUUUGCCCUCAGAUAAAAACAAACCUCAAAAACCUCUAUCUAAAAAUCCAGUUGGUGAGCAUAUGGAAAUGACGGAACCAGUAAUGAAUGUUGACGUGGUUCCUAAUUCCUUGCCAUCAGAGAAGAAUCAGAAGAAUGAAUCUGAGCCGCAGGUUACACUAGAUUCGUCUCAACAUGCAGGGACAACAAAGGAUGUUGAUAUGACGUCUUCGUUGGACCAGAAUGAACCUUCUCAUCCAGUCACAUCAAAGUCUGGUGCUGAAAAUGGGAAAAGCCCAGGUGAAGACGACACAGAAAAUGGUAGGAAAAUGGAAGAUAAUAUCACAAAUACCAAACAAGCUAACAAAUUUGAAAAAUUAAAACAUGCUGCGAUUUCUACACUUGCUGCAGCAGCAGUUAAGGCAAAACUUCUAGCCAAUCAAGAAGAAGAUCAAAUUCAACAACUUGCUACAUUAUUGAUAGAAAAACAGCUGCACAAGUUGGAGACGAAGUUAGCCUUUUUCAAUGAUAUGGAUAAUGUGGUGAUGAGGGUCAGAGAACACUUGGAUCGGUCACGGCAGAAGCUUUACCAUGAGCGUGCAAUGAUAAUUGCAUCUCGCCUUGGGAUACCACCUACAGCUAGAGGUGUACCCCCUUCCUUACCAAUGAAUCGAGUUCCCAUGAAUUUUGCAAAUUCAGUACCAAGACCACCAAUUAAUAUGAAUCCCCAAAGGCUACCAAUUUCUAGGUCCAUGGGCACUGUGGCAACCACCCUUUCAAACUCAUCAUCUGCACCCACAACAGGAAAUUCAGUUCAGCCAACCGGCCAGGAGAAUUUUUCAUCGGUUGAGACAAAAUAAAUGUCACGUGUGUCUUGAGAAUGUUCAAGUAUUCUUACAUAGCGAUAGUCUGCUACUAUUCUGAUAAUCCAAUUCUUUAAAGGCCAAGCGUUGGUUAGGAGUUAGGAGACUCACUCCAAAACCACAGUUACUGACAGUUCUAUGACCAGAACCAGAAUCAUGAAUUGUAGGAGCAUCUUAACCUCAUUUUGAGCAGCAGCUUGAGGUGGCAAUUUGGAUACAGAUCUGGUGAUAUAUUGAAUUUGUAGGGCUAUUGGCUCAUAGUAAUGUUUUGACGUGUUUAACUCCAGCAAGUGGAUAGAUAUGCCGAAAGGGCGCUCCCCCAUCUCACUUCACCGCUUAAAUCUUGGGAAGGUGCUUUUGUGAAGUUUAUGUAGUUUUGUGAAUGUACAUGUCCUGCUUGUUCCAUAUUAGAACUUACCACACACCACACUAGAUAACCGCGCUGUGCCUUUUCCCAAUUUUCCCCCCCUCUCUCUUUGCUUUGCGUCUUCAUUGUUUGGGGUUAGUUGCAACUCUAAUAUUCAACAGGUUUUUCAACAAAUUUAGCUGAGCUUCGGGAUGGUUUACCUAUUUGCAAUUUGUCGGUUGCCCUUUUGGUCAUGUACUAUUUGCAAGCAAGAUAAUGCAUUACUUGUAUUGUAACCGGAUGGAAGUGCCUUUUGCUUCUUUUAGGGUUCGCGAGUGAUUUUGGUGGAGAUGCUUGCGUUAUCUGGUGAGGAGUAUAAUUGUUUUGGUUCUCCAACCAUGAGUGGAAAAUCAUGUACUAGCUUUUUGUUGUGGCUCC